AUGAAUAUUUCCGCACUACUCUACUUCUUUCAGAUCCUAUGGGCAGCUCCUGGGCUUGUCCGCUCGCGAGGAAUCGGUUCAUACAAUACUUCACGAUUUGAAGUACAUGCCUUACCAGGCGUUUCGGACCUACCAUCCAGCUGGGCUGGUCGCCUUCCGGUUCCGGGGACAGAGGAUGGAAAUGAGAUCUUUUUCUGGCUAUUUCAAUCAGAGCAGCCGGCAUACGAUGACAAUCUGAUCAUUUGGUUCAAUGGCGGCCCUGGCUGCUCAUCCUUGAUAGGUCUGACGACCGGCAAUGGACCCAUUUCCUUCGAUGGCAAUUCGACUCGAUUUAUUCGCAAUCCACACUCAUGGACAAAGCUAGGCAAUGUGCUUUACGUUGAUCAGCCCGUCGGCACUGGCUACUCCACGGCCAGCUUCCCAUACCCGGUUAAGGACAAUGUUCGGGUAACGACAGACUUCACGCAGUGGUUGCGUGGCUUCUUCGAAUAUUUCCCGCAACUGCAGUCAAAGCAGAUCCAUCUGAUGGGGGAGUCAUAUGCGGGCAUCUACAUACCCUAUUUCGCAUCGGAGCUUCUCGACGGCAACAAUUCCCUGCCUCUCAAUGUGCGUUCUAUGUCUCUGGGUGAUGGAUCCUGGGGAAAUGGAGCAGCCAUGGCGGACGUUGCAAUGGGUAAAUAUAUCAGGUCACAGUUGGGCUUCCUCCAAAUCCCUGAAGAUGUUCUAUCUGUCUUCGACGAAGCCGAUAAAACCUGCGGCUUCAACGACGUGCUAGCAAAAUCCGCCGUAUACCCUCCCCUGGGUAAAAUACAUAUCCCCGGAAACCCAGAAUACUUCAACCUCCGACGUCGAGACUUGACAAAUGCCGUCAACGCGACAUGCGACAUCUCACCCAAAACCCCCGAAGCAGUCCACACAUCAAUCUUCAACUCAACUUGCUACGGCCCCUGCGCCGUCUUCUCUACAGCAAGUGAUUACCUGACAGCCGUAUUCACCAACCGCAAAAUUCGGGGCUGCUUCGACAUCUACGACGUUUCCCACGACUGCAGUGCCAUUUCAGAGCUCCCACUAAUGGCAGAGUACUUCGGCCGCGCAGAUGUCCAGGCUGCCCUUCACGUCGAUAAUAGCGGACUCUACAACGCCUGCAACUCCACAAUUCUGGGCACGCUACUAUCAGUGCCCUCCCCCGUGCCGCCGGAGUACUUCAUCCUCCCGUCUCUGGUUACUGACCACAAUAUCUCGCUCCAUAUCUACUCUGGCGAGUGGGACAUGAUGAUCAACCACUUUGGCGCGGAACUCUCGCUACAAAAUAUGACGUGGGGUGGUGCUCAGGGCUUCGCGCAGAAGCCGGUCAAACCUUUCUUUGCGGAUAAUGCCGCGCCGUCGGCGACCAAGCAGCUCCUGCUCCACCACACACCGGUUGCUACUACAUUAUCGACUGCGACCCCGACUGCUGCUGCUGCGGGUACGUGGACUAUGGAGCGUGGUGUUUCGUAUCACUUAUUCCGUGGGGCUGGCCAUAGUGUCUUUGUGAAUAAGCCGCGCGAGAUGUUCUCCUUUGUGAGGGAUGUGGUUGUUGCUCCGAGGGCUGGCUGA
Molecule: messenger RNA, 1596 nt
Organism: Penicillium roqueforti
Lineage: Eukaryota; Fungi; Ascomycota; Eurotiomycetes; Eurotiales; Aspergillaceae
Gene: cp9
Product: putative serine carboxypeptidase
Exons: 2
Coding region: 1-1596 (531 amino acids)
Biological process (GO): proteolysis; apoptotic process
Cellular component (GO): trans-Golgi network
Molecular function (GO): serine-type carboxypeptidase activity
Source: RefSeq, a predicted model, not a curated record